Molecule: messenger RNA, 1773 nt
Organism: Triticum urartu
Lineage: Eukaryota; Viridiplantae; Streptophyta; Magnoliopsida; Poales; Poaceae
Product: 3-ketoacyl-CoA synthase 4
Biological process (GO): fatty acid biosynthetic process
Cellular component (GO): membrane
Molecular function (GO): acyltransferase activity, transferring groups other than amino-acyl groups
Source: RefSeq, a predicted model, not a curated record
UGCUAAGAUCCUCGUACUGCGAAUCGUCACCACAAUGAUACUCGCAACUGCCGUCCUCACAAAGGUUGCACAAUGGCCUUCCACUGCACACAAGACUAUGCCCCAAUCCAGUGAUAUAUGUCUCAUCCAUCUACUUCUCGUCGCUCUUUUGAUCGUCACGGCUGCCAUCUAUCUUGCACUCCGUCCUAGAAAUGUAUACCUUGUUGACUACUCUUGCUUCCGGCCAAGCUCCAACUUUAGAUACCCAAAGGCAACCUCCGUCGAGCAUGCACGACUCUCACCUUUGAUUGAUGAUUCUACUGCCAACUUCAUAGCUAGUAUUCAUGAGCGCUCAGGCAUGGGCGAUCAAACAUAUUUCCCACCAGUAGUUAUGCACAUGGAGCCAUAUUGUGGGCUUGAUGAAGCACGCACCGAAGCAGAGUUGGUCGUCUUCUCAGUGAUUGAUGACCUUCUAGCCAAGACGUGCAUCAAUCUUGAUGCGGUCGGUGUUCUUAUCACCAACUGCAGCUUAUUUUGUCCGGUACCAUCCAUCGCCGACAUGAUUGUAAAUAGAUACAAGUUACGAGGUGAUCUCCGCGUCAUGAACCUCUCUGGGAUGGCAUGCUCUGCAUCGGUGACCGCAGUGGGGCUUGCGAGCAACAUCCUGCGGUUCAUGCCUUGGGGGUCAUACGCGUUGGUGGUGUCAACGGAGAUCGUUGGCCCGUGCUACUAUGUGGGAAACAAGCGUUCCAUGCAGCUGACUAACCUCUUGUUUCGUAUGGGCGGUGUCGCCAAGCUUUUGUCGACUUCUAGGUCCAAGGCUCGGUUUCGGCUUGGGCAUUUCACGCGAACGAUCACGGCGGCAAGCAACACCGCCUACCGGUGUGUGUAUCAAGAAGAAGAUGAGAAGGGAAACCUAGGGAUUGCUCUCUCUAAAGACCUUAUGGUUGUCGCUGGUGAUGCACUCACGGCUAAUAUCACAUCAACCGCACCUCUUGUCCUACCAGCAUCAGAGCUUUUCAAGUAUGGAUUCUUAUGCAUGGCCAAAAAGGUGCUUCAUUGGAGGAAGAUCAGACCAUACAUCCCAAACUUUUGUGUUGCAUUUGACCAUUUCUGCAUCCACGUCGGUGGGCCGGCAGUUAUCACCUCCGUACAGCAUGGCCUCGGCCUAUCAGACAAGCAUGUUGAGCCAUCAAGAAUGACACUGCAUCGGUUUGGAAAUCAGUCAACGUCAUCAGUGUGGUAUGAAUUGGCAUACAUUGAAGCUAAAGGGCGGAUGAAGAAAGGCAACAGGGUGUGGAUGAUCGGGUUCGGUGCAGGGUACGAAUGCAACACUAUUGGUUGGAUGUGUAUACAACCAUCUUCUGGUGCGGUCCAUGGACCCUGGGCUAGCUGCAUCCGUCAUUACCCAGUGGAUGUCUCCAACAAAGUUUAAACUAAGAGGUUCAUCGCAUCGACAUCUACUGCUGCUACUACUACAUCGACAUCUAGAUAUGAUAACCCAACAAAAGGACAUCAAUUCUCAACUCCAUUGACCAAAAGCCAAUGGUCAUGCUUAGAGAGGGUAGAAUAGUCAUAUGUUGUGCACUUUAGAGAUUAUCCAAGCAAAUGUUUUUCUCAAAGUCGAUGUAUCGGCUUUGCUAGUUAUAACUUAUAAGUUGCUCGAGAACUUCCUGUGUCCAAUUCAGUUUCCAAAAAAGUGCAAUUUAAAAAAGUGUUAGUUGGUGAAGAACACAUUACUCUGUGUAUAUUUGGAUGCAGUGAGUGGCACUACGAGAGGACGCUGAUGUAUGU